Molecule: messenger RNA, 3617 nt
Organism: Pocillopora damicornis (cauliflower coral)
Lineage: Eukaryota; Metazoa; Cnidaria; Anthozoa; Scleractinia; Pocilloporidae
Source: RefSeq, a predicted model, not a curated record
AUGCAUUUGAACACAGCUUCCGAGAAGACACUUUCUGUUAAAGAAGUACAUGGAAAAUACUCAAUUUUGUUUUUUGAUCAUUUAUGGUUUACUGUUUUGCCGCUUGAAGUUUUAUUGCAGCAGAGGGGUUUCCCCAAGCAAAGUACUUCAGAUAGGCAAAGGAAAGAAUUCAGUAUGGAGCCUUGUAGGGAAAAUGAUGAUUUCUCAGUGGCUACCAAUAGAAAUAUACCUCUUGCUAUAGAUUCUAAUUCCGAGAACGGGUCUACCACAGAGGAAAUCAGAACUGAAGUGGAUCACAACUCUCCAAAGCAGUUUGAGCCUGAUUCUAAUCCUUUAAAGCCAAACAAGUCUCACAAUGCAAGUAACAGAGAAGUACUAGCUGUCUGUGUACCUCAAUUUGUUCAAAAUAGUAGAAUUGUGAUCAUCUUUAUUGAUGCAUGCCAGGCAGUUUUAAAGAUCUGGGGGUCGUACAGUAAUUUGCAGCACUUGUUGAGAAAGCAUGGAAUCAACACACAUAGAUUCAGCCAAUCAGAACUGAGAAAAUUAAAGAGCAUGGGGGCAGUGGACAUGCAGGUGAAACUAUGCUCAUUUAUCAGUGACAAAGAUUUUCGUCAAAUACUUAUGAAGUAUGACGAAAUUUGCAACACAAAUAAAGCCAAGUUUAUACACUUUUUGACUCCAGUUGAAAUCAGUGAUAAUUAUUCAGACUCUGUAAAUGUUCAAGGUGUGCAGAGCAAUAUUGGAAACAAUAAAAAUUCCAACAUCACUUGGCCAUCACAAAACACCAUUUCCUCAUUGCAUAGGAUUCAUGCAUAUAUGAUCGAAAACCAGGAAGUUAUUACUUUAUCUGAAUUAAAUUCCUUGUUUGUGCAUUUUGAGAGGCCAGACCUUUUACUCCAAGUUCUAUCAACCUUAGAAAUAACUGUCAGUAUGUUAAUGUCCAAUAAGCUGGAGAGAGUAGGGAUUCCUACUGCCAUUACUGAUGGUGACUGUGCAAGAUUGUUUAUUAAUAAGAAGGAUUUUGAUAGAAUUCUGCAAUACAAUGCAGCUUUCCUCAACCAAAAUCCACCAAAAAUUGUAUGGAUACAUUUAAAUGAAUCACAUUUACUUAGCAAGGGACAAACGUCACAAAGAUCAAACAGUGUUGCAGGAUAUGAUGAGCCUGAGGCUGUUGAUUCAUUGAAUAAAUCUUAUGAUUAUAUUGAGAAUUUCAACUUGAAUACCUGUCAAAGUGAAAUCAGUGCUGAAGCUCACAGAGCUAACUUGCAAAGUGGCCUGGGUAAGAAAGAUGAAAUGGAUGAUUUGUCAGAUAUGCUGCAUGUUGUGCCACAAAGUGGAAGUCCCCCAAUGUCACAAGGAGGUGGGACAAAUAGAUGCAGAUAUAUAAUUCGUACCUGUCGUGUUAAUGAUGAGGUUGUUGUUUGCAUUCCUGAUCUUCAAAAGGCUGUUAUUGACAUCUUUAAACAACGUGUGCAAGUGGGAAAUUAUAUGCACCACCUUAACAUUUCAACAAAAAGGUUUGAACGAGUUUUCUUGCAGCGGCUAAAAUCACACAAUAUUCUGAGUUCGAGAGCAAAACUGUGCACCUACAUCACCAAGACUGAUGCUGAAAGGUUAUUGCAAAUGUACCAUGUAAAUCAUUGUGACAAUGGAGACAAAAUUCUACAAAACAUUGAAUGGAGUGAGCCAAUCAAUUUAGAAGAUGCAGUCAACAAUGUCUGCGGAGACAGUCAAAGGCAUCUGGUUGAACAUGGUGGCCAAGAAACUUUGAAAAUUCCUUUGUUCAUUGUAAAUGAUCAGAUUGUUGUGUCAAUGCCUGAUGUUCACAAAGUUGUGCAGCUUUUGAACGGCCAAAGUGUCCAGUUGCAGUACAAUCUCCAGAAGUUAGGAAUUGUCAAGUAUAAGUAUCCUUACAAUGACAUUUGUCAACUGAAAGUUCUGACCCAGAUGAAAAGGCCAAGUUUGCGCACAUACAUCACUAAGUCAGAUGUUGAUAAGGUGUUGAAGUUUUACAUCACACCAGAAAAUGAAACCAGGUUGCAACUGAUUGAGUGGCAGACUCCAAUAGCAGUGGAAAGUGUGGCCUGCAGCUCAGCAUCUAGUGGAAUUUCAAGUGUAGAUGCUGAGUCCAUCAGCACAGAGAACAAUGAUGUAAAUCCUGCAGAUGGUGAGACAUGUGACUUGUAUUCCUUUUCAGAUCUUUUCAAAGCCUUUGUCAGUGAUGACUCAGAAUCUGUGGAUAGCUUUAAUGAUGAUGACGAUGACGACUUGCCAGAGACAUUGUUCCACCCCUCAUCGCCAUCACCAUCAUCAAGGGCUGGCACCACCAAUCCUUUACAGUCUACUCCAAUCACUUUCUACACAAGUGAUAAAGUGAAUUCUCCUAGUAAUCAGUUACAUCCAGUUAAACCAUUGUUCUCAAACAAUCACUUGCCACCAUUACAUCUUCCUGGCAGACAUGAUAGAGAUGUUAAUCAAGUAGGACUGGAUGUCAAUCAAAGAAGUCAGGUCAAUGUCGAGGAUGUGACAAGAUGUUGGAGCUGUGACACUCCAUCUUGUACCAAGAUGCAUCCAAGCAACAUCUUAGGAAAUAGUGCUGUCACAACUUGUAAAAGUAUUCAUUCAAAAAUUUCAAGUGAUGGUGGAGCAAGCCAGACUCUUCCAGGUACUUCAGUAAAGUUGACAAACUGUGACUGUAGCCAUCAUAGCUACAAAAGAACCAGGGAGGUUUUAGUCGGUGAGGGUGCAUGGAUGGAACAGUUGGCUAAAAAACACAGGGCAGACCACAAUGACCUUCUGAAGACCUUGCAGCACAAAGAAACAGAACUGAACAUUUUAUAUGACGCAUAUCAGGAACAAAUAAAACGGGAGAGGAAGCAAAGGCUGGCAGUUCAGCGAGAAUUGGAUCAAGUGAGGAAUUCCAAUGCGGAACUGCUACAAAACAUCGAAAGAAAGAAAAUAGAAAUGAAGAUUUUGCACGAUUCACACAAGCUGCAGAUGGAUUUGGAGAAAAAGAAGAGGGAACAGCUUCAGAUUGAACUUCGUAAUCCUCGAGGUAAAAUGUUUAGAGUAUCACUUCUGUUUUGCUAAUGAAGCGAGCACACUGAGUCAAGCAGAAGCAAUCAGAAUAGCUCUCCUUUAAUCCCGAAUACGGCUCGCACACCGCCAUAUUUAAGCUUAAUGAUCCAACUCUUUUUAUGCUUGACGGCUUGCUUUCGCCUGAAGGACAUCAGCCAGGAUCAGUAGCGCCAUCUCAAAACCUGUGUCACACUGUCACAUAUCGUCGCAUCCUCAACUAUGUUUUUGUUCUCUUUGAUAGGUGGUGAAGCACGGUUCAACAUUGUUCAUGUGAAACAAGAACCUCUGUAGUAAAACGAAUGAUAUCAAGCUUACUGCAAAUUCAGAUGUGGUGGCAUCCUUCCAAGUUGACUUAGCUAAAUAUAACGGCAAACCAGCUCCACAACAAAGAGAGUUACAAGAGUGACCACACUGAAUAUAUAUAAACUUUACAUACUGGAGUUCAUUUAUUAAUUUAUUGCCAGCUUUCGAAUUCUCUCAUGCCUUGACAUCAGCCAUAAAGUGUUUAACUCAAUUGAUAUAAAGAGCUUGGAAAACAA